Tetrahymena thermophila SB210 is the source of this 1050-nucleotide messenger RNA. Its product is annotated as transmembrane protein, putative. The transcript has a single exon. Lineage: Eukaryota; Ciliophora; Oligohymenophorea; Hymenostomatida; Tetrahymenidae. The record is from RefSeq and is a predicted model, not a curated record.
AUGGCAGUUAACUACGUUUGUGAUAAUUAAACAAUAAAUAACAAUAGAGAAAUCUAAGAUGAAAAAUAAAUAAGUGUUUCUACUUCUAAAUUAAUUCUUUAUUUUAAAUCCCUCAUCAUUUUAAUGAAGAGAUGGAAUGUAUGUGUUAUUGUUUAAAUAAUUAUGGCUGGCAUACUCCUGAUUUCUGAGCAGUAAGCAGCAAAAAUUAACUUAAUUUUUGGGUUAUUUAUUCCCAUCUAUUAGCACCUCGUUGCUAUAAAAUCUCAAAGACAUAUUAAUUCAGCAAAUAACUCUUUUUCAUCACCUAUUUUAAAUUCAUAUAAUUUAACUAAAAAAUUUGGACCUUCAUCUAUUCGUUUAUCAUCACCAUCAUCUUCUUACAAUUCGUAAUCUUCUUUCUCUUCAAACUCAUCCACAAACUCUUCAGCGUCAAUCAACAAUGAAAAGAAAAUAUAUCCUAUAGAAUAAAAUGUUAAUUCUGAAAGAUCUCUACAAGAUAAGUUAGGAUGUGCUGAAGUUUAUAACAUAGAACAUGAUAUAAACUUGCCACUUAGAGAUGAUUUUUGCUUAAAAGGUUUAGCUGAAGAUUCAAAUAAAGAGCUUACUCAUGCAAAAUCUUAAAAUAUUUCAAAUUCAAGAAAUAGCUUAACUUCUACUACUAAUACCUAUUCUGUACAUAUUAAUUAAAUUCUUUCUUAUUGGCCUAUGUUUUGUGUGCUUCUUAUUAUUGAAUAACAGCUUUUACCUAAGUCUAUAGUCAGAAGCCAUGAAUUUUAAAUCUUAAAAUGCCUUUUCAUUUUGAUUUUACGCAGUUAUUCAUUUUCAAUUUAUUUAUUUUUCAAGGAAACAAUUGAAAUGAAAGCUUUUGAACAAUCUUUAUUUACAACUCCUGAGAACAUUAAGUUAAAAAAUUAAAUCAUCAUGCAGAAAAUAGAUGACUAAAUCAAAUGCUAUUCAAAACUAAAAAUUUCUCUAUCGAAGUACUAGCAACCUUUAAAAUCUCCAAUUGUUUAACAAUCUUUUGUUUCUGCAAGAAGAGUAAAUAAUUGA